UCAUACCGGCGGUUACCAAUAGGGGGCGAAGGAGAGCAGCGGUUGGAAAAGUGAUUCGUAGAGGUAGUAGCAUCCAAGUUGUCCUGGUCCUGGCCCCGCUUCCUUUUCCGCCUUGGACCCAACGGAGUAGCAGUAGCGGUAGUAGCAGUAGCGGAUUUCAGAGUUUUUCAAAUCGGAUUUAAGAUUUCAAACAAGAUCAUGUCGUCGUCAUCAUCGGAAGGAGAGGAGCUUCUGACACUGGUCUUGUUGCAUCGUCGGAGACGGCGCCAGCGCCAGCGCCAGCGCCAUCGGAGAUGGUACGUUAGACCGUUAAACCAAAGCCGGGGGGAGACUGGAGAGUUCGCCAGCCUUGUCUUGCCCAUGCGGGGGAUUGACGAUGAAAAGCACCGGGAAUAUUUUCGGAUGUCGUCAGCUUCAUUUGACGAUAUUUUGCGACGGAUUUCCCCGCUGAUUCAGCACCAGACCACACACAGCACGUGUGUGACCGCCGCAGAGCGACUGGCCGUCACCCUGCGCUUCAUGGCGACCGGGAUGAGCUAUCGAACUUUAGCAGCCAGUUACAAGCUUGGAACAGCCACCGUGGGAUGUAUCGUGUCUGAAGUAUGCCAGGCUAUCUGGGCUGCUCUAAAGGAUGACUUCGUGGCCCACCCCAGGAUUGAUGCUUGGUCUAAAAUAAAAGAAGAUUUCAGUGAGCUGUGGCAGUUCCCCAACUGUGUCGGAGCCAUCGAUGGCAAGCACGUCCGGAUCCGUGCUCCAGUCAACAGCGGGAGUGGUUUUUUUAACUACAAGGGCUACUUCAGCAUCAUCCUGAUGGCGGUGUGUGAUGCCAGGUACCGAUUCACUGUUGUGGACGUAGGUGCUUCUGGGCGUGAGAGUGACUCAGGGGUGUUCACAAGAAGUGCCUUUGGGUCCCAGCUCAUCCAGGGGGACCUUUCCCUACCACCACCAUCUGCCCUACCUGGAAGUGAGGUGCUCUGUCCUCCAGUCUUUGUUGGUGACGAGGCAUUCCCUCUGAAGACCCAUUUGAUGCGACCAUAUUCAGGCACCAACUUGUCAGCAGAGCAGCGCAUCUACAACUACCGCCACUCCAGAGCACGACGAGUGGUGGAGAACGCCUUUGGCAUCCUGGCUGCACGGUGGAGGGUGUUUGGGAAGGCCAUGGAGUGCAGUGUGGAGACAGCAGAAGUGGUGAUAAAGGCGUGUGUUGCUGUCCACAAUUAUCUCUGUGGUCUGGACCGGUCUGAACAGGCCAGGUACAUCCCCAGCACCUUUGUGGAUUCCACAAAUGGCCAGGAUACGCGAGACAUCCUUGCUGAGGAUGACGACGUCUCCACACCCGGCCUCAUCAGUGCUGGGCUACAGGAAGGAGAAGGAGAAGAGGCGUGA
Cololabis saira (Pacific saury) is the source of this 1386-nucleotide messenger RNA. RefSeq names its product putative nuclease HARBI1. Bases 199 to 1386 code for a protein of 395 amino acids. The transcript is spliced from 4 exons. The record is from RefSeq and is a predicted model, not a curated record. NCBI's taxonomy places the organism in Eukaryota, Metazoa, Chordata, Actinopteri, Beloniformes, Belonidae.